Messenger RNA from Saccoglossus kowalevskii, 853 nucleotides. RefSeq names its product mediator of RNA polymerase II transcription subunit 6-like. Gene Ontology annotation, cellular component: mediator complex. The record is from RefSeq and is a predicted model, not a curated record. Gene Ontology annotation, biological process: regulation of transcription by RNA polymerase II. Gene Ontology annotation, molecular function: transcription coregulator activity. Lineage: Eukaryota; Metazoa; Hemichordata; Enteropneusta; Harrimaniidae.
UAUAGAGUGUUGUCGUAAAUUCAAAAUGGCGUCGGCGAGUAAUACAACAACAGGACAAGGACAGGCUUCAAUACAGAACCAAGACAAGGAUAAUCCACUACAUUUAUCGUGGUAUGAUAGUGCCUGGAUUCCAGUAUUGAAUCCAAGUAAUGUCAUGGAUUAUUUCUCAGAGCGUAGUAAUCCUUUUUAUGACAGAACAUGUAAUAAUGAAGUAGUAAAAAUGCAGAGGUUAAAUCCAGAGCAGCUAAAUCAGAUGACAGGUAUAGAGUACAUAUUACUCCAUGUUCAAGAACCGAUAUUAUAUGUCAUCCGUAAACAACUUAGACAUUCACCUCAAAAUGUGACACCAUUAGCCAAUUAUUAUAUUAUAGCAGGUAUUGUGCAUCAAGCACCAGAUUUGUGUUCAGUAUUAAAUGCUAGAAUGUUGACUGCCACUCACAACAUCCAGUCAUCAUUCAAUGAAGCACGGUCAUACUCCAGGUACUAUCCCUCAAAAGGUUAUUGGUGGGAAUUUAAAGAAUCAGAACAAGCAGACAAAGCAAAGAAAAAAAAUAAAACUAAGGAAGAACCCAGUUCGUUUUUUCAAAGACAAAGAGUAGAUGUUUUACUUGGUGAACUUGCCAAGAAAUACCCACCCAAAGUAGUACAGAUGAAGCCAGGUGAGAAGCCAGUUUCGUUGGAGAACAAAGAAAGCACAGAACAAAUCGCUGAAGCUGUGAGAGAAGAAAAGAAUGGAGAAAGUCAGUCAUCUCAGUCGAAUACUUCUACCAGUAUUCGUAGUUCACUUUCAAUUCCACGCAGUGCUUUCCCAUCAAGUAUGCAACCUCCUGGCAAGAAGAGAAAACUCAAAUGA